Molecule: messenger RNA, 1106 nt
Organism: Leptopilina heterotoma
Lineage: Eukaryota; Metazoa; Arthropoda; Insecta; Hymenoptera; Figitidae
Exons: 2
Coding region: 20-964 (314 amino acids)
Biological process (GO): DNA recombination; DNA integration
Molecular function (GO): DNA binding
Source: RefSeq, a predicted model, not a curated record
AGCGCUCAGGUGCGACGAAAUGAAAAACCUUAAGGUGCAGGACAUCGAGAAUCUAGGCAACAAGUACCUUGUGUCAAUUACCGAUACCAAAAAUGAUAAACCUCGCCAAUUUAUAGUUGGCGAAAUGUUUUACGACAAAGUUAAUAGCUACUCUUCGUUGAGACCAAAUGACGAAUUUACGGAUCGAUUUUUUGUCCAAUAUAAUAAAGGAAAAUGUAUUCGUCAAGUUAUUGGCCGAAACAAAUUUGGAGAAAUUCCUCAGCUUAUAGCUGAAUAUUUGAAAUUGCCAAAUUCAAAACUUUAUACUGGACACUGUUUUCGGAGAACAUCAGCUACUCUUUUAGCUAAUUCAGGUGCCAGUGUUACGUUGCUUAGGCAACUAGGAGGAUGGACAUCAAGCAAUAUCGCAGAAGGUUAUGUAGAAAAUUCGAUGACAAAUAGGCAACAAAUUUUUGAACGCAUAAUUCAUGAAGCUGCUCAGGUUAAACCAUCGACGAGCAAAAACAGUUCAAAUAAAAUAAUCAUUCAGAAUAAAAAUGAUAAAUCUGCAGAAGCAGAUUUGGAUGAUUUUUUUGAGAAUUUUGAGGUUACUGAGCAGGAACUAAAUUUAAUAGAUCAAUUAAAUGAAUCAAAGGAACCUUGCUCAUUGACACCUCAAUUUACAACUGCAAAUAACAAUAAAAUCCUCGUGCCAAACCAUAACCAACCAAAACCAGCUCAACAUUUUACCUCUAAACCACCAGUUAGAGUAUCAUUUCAGGGACCACCAAAUGAACCACCGAAAAAAAUACUUAAAAUUUCAGCAGGUAAAGCUAGUGCAGUUGGACAGACUUUGCAAUCUUCAUCUGGUCAACGAGUAGAAAUUAAUAAGGAUAUAAAUUCAACUUUCGGCAAAAAUUCAUGUGUAAAAUAUGAAAACUGUGUAUUUCACGGGAAUAUCACAAACAAUUUUUAUUCUUCAUGAACACUUGAAAAAUUAUUCAGUUAAAUAUCGUCGAAAUUAAUUGCUCUAUUAAAAGCGGUACUACGAGUAGAUAUAAACUUGUAAGAAAGAAUUGUUAUUCAUUUAUAAUAUUAAAAUAAAGAAAAAUUUUGUAUAAAAUUAA